CUUCUAAAAAAAAAGUUUUCUUGAGAAAAAAAAAAAUACUGAAAAAUAGGUGAUUCUCCUCCCAUGGCGAAGCCCCAAUCUAGGGCUCGCACAGUCGUUGAACCUCUCUCCCAUUUGGACUUCACCAACCACUCUCGCACUGCUGCUUCCUUCCGAUCUCUCGCUCUCUACAAUGUCUCCGAUUCCCAGACUCUCAUCUACCUCGGAACCCACUCCGGGGCCCUUCUUUUGCUCUCAACGAAUCCCGAUCACUCCAAGUCUCGAGCUCCUUCAGAGUCCAAUUCGGUUUCGCAAAACCUCGCGCUCCUGCGUACAAUUACGGUCAGCGAUUCCGUUGUUGAGUCCGUACAGGUGUUUGGCGAAAUCCGGAAGGUUCUCGUGCUUUCGGGUGAGUUUUUGUAUUUGUACGAUUGCUUGUUGUUGCAGCCGGCGAAGAGGUUGAGUUUUUUAAAAGGGGUUUCGGUGUUUACUAAGCGGAUGAGAAGCAGUGAAGCGGAGUGUACGAAGUUGUUCGAAAAGGGUAUUUCGCCGGAGAAUUCGAACACGAGUCAGCGGUUCUUGCAUAAAUUGGGAGGUGGGGUAAGGGUGAAUGGGUUGAAGAUUAAGGAGCCAGAGCAGAAUCGUGAAGGUAAACAUGCUUUUGCUGCUGUUGCGGGUAAUAGAUUGGUUUUGAUAGGGAUUUUUUUGGGUAGAGGAGUUGGUAAAAGUGACCAAGAUGUCGAUGAUUUAAAUGUUUCUUAUGCAAUUCUUGAGAACCAUCAGUGCAUUGAUGGGAUUUUGACCAUGGUGUGGCUUGAUGAUUCGAUAAUUGUCGGUACGGCUACUGGGUAUAGUUUAAUUUCAUGUGUUACGGGACAGAGUGGUGUGAUAUUUUCGUUACCGGAUGUUUCUAGUCCGCCACGGCUUAAACUUUUAUGUAAAGAUUGGAAUGUGCUCUUGUUGGUGGACAAUGUUGGUAUUGUAGCUAAUGCACAUGGACAGCCAGUCGCCGGGAGUAUUGUUUUCCGAUUAGACCCAGAUUCUAUUGGGGAGGUAUCUUUAUAUGUGGUGGUUGCUAAAGAUGGAAAAAUGGAUUUAUAUCAUAAGAAAUCGGGUACUUGUAUUCAGACAGUUAGUUUUGGUGGUGAAAGUGUUGGGGGGCCUUGCAUUAUUGCAGAUGAGGAAGAUGCUACUGGGGAACUACUUGUUGUUGCAACACCUACCAAGGUUAUUUGCUAUCGGAAAUUGUCUCCCGAAGAACAAAUUAAAGACCUUUUGAGAAAAAAGAACUUCAAGGAAGCUAUUUCUUUGGUUGAGGAGCUUGAAUGUGAAGGUGAAAUAACAAAGAACAUGGUCUCCUUUGUCCAUGCUCAAGUGGGGUUUCUCUUGCUUUUUGACUUGCGUUUUGAGGAAGCAGUGAAUCACUUUCUGCUGUCUGAGAUUAUGCAGCCUUCUGAAUUGUUUCCAUUCAUUAUGCGAGAUCCAAAUCGGUGGUCAUUACUGGUUCCCAGAAACCGGUAUUGGGGUUUGCAUCCUCCCCCUGCUCCUCUGGAAGAUGUUGUAGAUGAAGGAUUGUCGGCUAUCCAAAGGGCUAUACUUCUUAAAAAGGCAGGAGUUGAAACUUCAGUUGAUGAUGAUUUUCUUUCAAACCCACCAAGCCGAGCCUAUUUAUUGGAGUCUGCCAUCAAUUCAAUGAUUAGGUACUUGGAGGUUUCUCGCAAUAAAGAGCCGACUCCAUCAGUAAAGGAGGGAGUUGACACACUAUUAAUGUACCUCUAUAGAGCUAUAGAUCGUGUUGAUGACAUGGAGAGGCUGGCAUCUGCUGCAAACUCUUGCGUUGUGGAGGAGUUGGAAACUCUAUUAGGUGACUCUGGGCAUUUACGAACACUUGCUUUUCUAUAUGCAAGUAGAGGAAUGAGCUCUAAGGCACUUGCUAUUUGGCGUAUUCUCGCUCGAAAUUAUACUUCAGGCCUUUGGAAAGAUAACUCUUUGAAGAGUGGUUUAGAUGAUAACAGUACACAUAUUCUUGCUGGUAAGGAGACUGCUGCUGCCGAGGCAUCCAAGAUUCUUGAGGAGUCAUCUGAUGCAGACCUUGUUCUUCAACAUCUUGGAUGGAUUGCAGAUAUCAACCAGGUUUUUGCAGUUCAGAUUUUAACCUCAGAAAAACGAGAAAACCAGAUUCCUCCAGAUGAAGUUAUUGCUGCUAUUGAUCCAUCAAAAGUGGAAAUAUUUCAAAGGUAUCUUCAAUGGUUGAUUGAAGAGCAAGAUUCUUGUGACACUCGGUUCCAUACUUUAUAUGCUCUUUCCCUUGCCAAAUCAACAAUUGAAGCCUUGGAGGUAGAAACAAAUUCUCAAAAUUCUGAUGCUGGAAGGAUAGAGGAGACAACGGUUUUUGAUCCCAGAACAAGUUUAAUUUUUCAAAUUCCUGUUCGUGAAAGACUGCAAACAUUUUUGCAGUCUUCGGACUUGUAUGAUCCAGAGGAUAUCCUUGAUUUGAUUGAAGGAUCAGAGCUUUGGUGGGAAAAGGCUAUUCUUUACAAAAAGCUAGGGCAAGAGACAUUGGUGCUACAGAUCUUGGCCUUGAAGCUGGAAGACAGUGAAGCUGCUGAACAGUAUUGUGCUGAUAUUGGGAGACCUGAUGCCUAUAUGCAGUUGCUUGAUAUGUAUUUGGAUCCACAAGAUGGUAAGGAGCCUAUGUUUAAGGCUGCUGUUCGCCUUCUCCACAAUCAUGGAGAGUCUCUGGAUCCACUACAAGUCUUGGAGAGAUUGUCCCCUGAUAUGCCCCUUCAACUUGCGUCGGAAACAAUAUUAAGAAUGUUGAGAGCUCGACUUCAUCACCAUCGCCAAGGACAGAUAGUGCAUAAUCUAUCUCGAGCUUUGGAUACUGAUGCGAGAUUGGCAAGAUUGGAAGAAAGAUCAAGGCAUGUGCAGAUCAAUGACGAGAGCCUUUGUGAUUCUUGUCAUGCACGCCUUGGAACAAAACUCUUUGCUAUGUACCCAGAUGACACAAUUGUCUGUUACAAGUGUUUUCGUCGGCAGGGAGAAUCAACUUCGGUUACAGGUCGCAAUUUUAAGCAAGAUGUACUAGUAAAACCAGGUUGGCUUGUCACUAGGUGAUUUGGGGAAAAAAUGACAUCAUAAUGGAAUUUUAAAGUUGAACGCCAGACAUGUCCACCUCUAGUCUCUAGUUUUUUCCUCGAGCUUGGGACCAGGAAUUUCAGACUCUAACAGAAGAGGACCGACAGUCAUCUUGAAGUAUAAUGCCGAAUCUCUCCGGCAAGAUCGUGCAAAGCUCCAUGUAUUUAUGUUCACACGGAAUUCGCCCUUGUUUCCUGUGCAGCCGCUGUGCCAGUAAAUAAUUCGUACAGAAACAAAGGUUCGAUUUCUACUCUCUAGAUAAAGAUGUACAUUUGAAUUCAGUUGGCUGGCUUUUCAUGCUGUGUGCUUUUGUGCAUAUAAUCAGAAUUAAUUUACUAGACAUUGCAAACUAAGUUCAUGUUCUUAUAAUUAUGAACUGGAAAGAAAUUUAGAAAUAACUCUUAACCUGCUCAUGUUAGAAGAUAUCUCAAGACAGCAUCCUGUAUAGUGCGGCUUUUCUAUGAUCUGCUAUGUGAGUUUUAAUCUGUAACAGUACAAAACUCGAGGAAAGUUAGUGACAAAUUUUGUUUAUACAAAGUGGUCUGUAGUGAAGUUAAUUUUUAUGGCACAGAACUAUAUAUUUUACCAAA
Molecule: messenger RNA, 3707 nt
Organism: Humulus lupulus (European hop)
Lineage: Eukaryota; Viridiplantae; Streptophyta; Magnoliopsida; Rosales; Cannabaceae
Product: vacuolar sorting protein 3
Exons: 14
Coding region: 64-3096 (1010 amino acids)
Biological process (GO): vesicle-mediated transport; endosomal vesicle fusion; autophagy
Cellular component (GO): membrane; cytoplasm
Source: RefSeq, a predicted model, not a curated record